UACGAUACGACACGACACGACACGACACGAUACGACACGACACGACACGACUUCGAGACUCGACGACUCUCUCUCGACGUCUCGAUUCGGUUCGGUUGCAUAGGCGCGCGCCAUGGUCUCUCGCGUCCAAUCCGGACACCACCAGCACGAGUACCAGCAACACAAGCAGUACCACAGCAGUAACAGCAGAACCAGACUCGCCUCGUGCCCAGCUGGAGCCGAACUCACGAAAAACUCGUAGGAAUUCUGUUCUCGUCGCGCGACCGAUAGGAAAACCAUUUCGAAAAGCGUACGUUUUCGCGUCUUCCUCGUUAUCGUUCUUCCCUCCACCAUCUCUUUUCCGUUUCAUCUUUAUUCUCUUAUUUCUUGAGCUCCCUCUUUCUCUUUCUACUACUUCUCCUUCUCCUUCUCCUUCUCCUUCGUCUUCUUCUUCUUCUUCUUCUUCUUCUUCUUUUCCUCUUCAUCGAGUCGUUCUUGUGCCAAGAGACCGCGCACCUACUCGAACCUUUAUCUCUUUCUCCGCUAAAACAGCACGCUUCUCCUCUUCCUCCUCCUUCUCUUCCUUCUCUUCCUCCUUCUCCUCCUACCCCACCUCCAUCUCCAUCUUCUCCUCCUACACUUCGUAGCCGGUCGAGAUAGUCGCUCGAGAGAAGCCAAGAGAAUCUCUCGAGGAAAGGACGACGUCCUUUCGUUCUCCCUACGAACGGAAUAAGAUACAGAGAGAGAGAGAGAGAGAGAGAGAGAGAGAGAGAGAGAGAGAGAGAGAAAGAGAAAGAGAGAGAGAAGGAAAGAAACCGAAAGAAAGAAAGAAAGAAAGAAAGAAAGAAAGAAAGAGUGAGACGGUGAGUUUUGGAACAGCAUCAUGACCGAUCGAGGGUAAGGGGGAUCGAGUGGCUCAAGGUCGAUAAAAGGAUCGAGACGCCGACUUUACUUCGUUUCAAAGACCUCCCCGAGUUCUGCCUUCUCGUGGGUGUAUUCUACUUCGAAGAAGUCACUCCGCAAGAGGAUAUUUUUUAUCUGUGAAUAUACGUCAAAAAUACGUAACGUAGCACCGUAUAAUACAUUAACCCAAGGACGAUCGGUAAUUUCGUGAAAUUUCAAGUGAAUUCGUUUCGCGGGUCGAACGUAAUCGGAUGUGAAAAAAAAGUUGUUUUCUUCUUCUUUUUUUUUUUGUUUCUUAUGUUAACGAAGGAGAUAUUCGAAAUUGCAAUUAAUCGUCUGGUGUUUCGAUCGAUUCGAAACGAAUCGUUUUGGAUCUCAACGAUUCGUGAGAUUGCAGUAUGCAUCGGUCGUAACGAGGACGUCGAAACGAAGAUAGCAAGACAAAAAGAAAGAGACAGAGAGAGAGAGAGAAAAGGAAGUUUCGUUUCGUCGUUUUAAAACUUAUCUUUGAGAAAUCGAUCGAGGCGAUCUGUUAUUUAUCAUAUACCGAUCCGUCAAACUGUUCAGAUACGUUUGCGUAUCUUUCAUACGGAUCAUCAUCGAUCAUCGAUCGAUCGCCGAAAGAAAGUAAUAUAAAACGUGAAGGAAGACGAAGAAAAGAAAAAUAAUAAGACGAUAAAGUACAGAAUUUUAAAGAAGAAUUUUGAAAACUCAUUUUGAAAAAGGAAAUUCUACCGAGAAUAGAAAAUACUAAUAAAGAGAAAGAAAGAAGAGAAAAGUAAAAAGGAAGAAGGAGAAGGAGAAGAAGAAGAAGAAGAAGAAGAAGAAGAAGAAGAAGAAGAAGAAGGAAAAUAAACGAAAUACGAAGGGAAACGGGAAGACGUACGAGCUCGCAUGGAAAUUAACGUCGUGGGAGUAGGCCUCGUUUCUCGGACGAAUCGCGCGGAAAUUUGUCGCGAAAAAAGAGAAGCUGGCGAAGAUCAGAGGGAUGAUUCUGUGUUGCUCCUCUCGGCCUUUGGCUCUCGAAAGAUACGACGUAUAAAUACCCAGCUCGUUGCGCGUUCCUCCUCUUUUCUCUCUCUCUCUCUCUCUCUCUUUCUUUCUCUUUCUCUCUCUCUCUCUCUCUGUUUCUCUCUCUAUCUCUCUCUGUCUUUCUUUCUUUCUCUCUCGUAUGGCACGGACUCUAUUUAGAUAAUCUUCCGCUUAGCGGGAGCGGCACUCGCCGCGCCAAGGGAGCUUCUUCUUCGUGGAGGCUUUCACCAAGGUGGCAUCUUGUUUUCCACCGUUGAGGGAAUCAGCUCGUAGCUGAGAAUCUUUUCUUUAUAUCUCUUUCUCUUUUUUGCUUUUUUUUCUAUUCUAUAUUUCGAAGGGCUCCAUAAAUAUUUCUCGAAAAUUAUCGAGAACGUUGAAGUUAUGGAGUCCUUGAAGAAAGAGGGAUAGAGAAAGAGAGAAAGAGAAAGAGAGAGAGAGAGAGAGAGAGAGAGAGAGAGAGAGUUCGCGUCGUGAAAGUCUUUCUCUCGCGAGGAAGGAAACGUGAAAGGAGGAGGGAUCCAAAGGAUCCAUCAAUACGUGAGGAUCUAUUCCUAUCGGCUCGUCGCCAUUUAUCGGGUGAGGGAAGGAUGAAGAAUGCCCCGCGUCGGAGGAGACGGGGGUGGCGGGAACGAGAAGACAGGAGCCAGUGGCUUCGGAGGAUGGUUGGGAGGAGCUGCGAGAGCUGUGACCGGAGGAGGCGUCGCUGGUGGAUACGUCGUACUGGGUGGCACCAGAUAUGGUCUGAGACUCUCACAGGAAAGUCUGCCACCCGCGAGCUCGAGGGAGGAAUCAGCGGAGAGAAGACGGAAGAGAAAUUCGCGAGAAAGCGAGUCGAGAGAACGGCUGACGGAGAAAUUGGCGGAGAAGUCGUCGAUCGAUCUGGCGUCGAGUAUAGUCGAGUGUUGUUGCAUCGGACCACGUUCUCGGUUGCCUCUGCCGAGGAUCUCAACGACAGCAAUAACAAAGGCCACGACAAUAGCAACAUCGUUACCAUUGCUAUUGCCAUCGUCGUCAUCCUCGUCAACAACGGUGGCGUCGACGGUUGGCAAUGUUGGAAAAGUUGGAGGUGGAGAUGGAAUUGGAAGAGAAAGAGACAUUGACGAAGUUUUGCCGCCUUUUUCACCUCCUCUUCCACCUUCACCAGCAACAGUAGUAAUAGCGGCGGCACAAGCAGAGCCAUCGUCUUCGUCGUCUUCGUCUCUUCCUCCCACGUUUUCGAAGAGUCGUACCACUACUGUUGGCGUGGAACAGCCGGUGGACGCGAAGCUGGCGGCUGCUCGGCCAACGCCAAACUCUAAUAAUAACCGCGGGAUGCUGCAAAGCACCACGGUGGGGAACGAGCAGCACCACCGCCAACAGCAGCACCAGCACCAGCAUCAGCAUCAGCAGCAGCACAAUCAACACCACCAGCCACAAUCAUCCGCGAUCCCAUCGCCGUCGCAGCCGGUAUCUUCCGUCUCUACUUCUUCUUCUUCUUCUUCUUCCUCCUCGACGUCUUCGUCAUUGCACCCGUCGUUCGACUCCUUCUCUUCGCCGAGCCUCCAAACGCAACACUCAGUUUCCGUGCCGCGUCAGCUCGCGCAGUGGACCAAGCAUCAGACCCUCAAGCUCCAGGAACCAGCGGUGAUAGCGGUGGACCGAUUGCACAGGUUCCGCUGGAGCGGGGGUGGAGGAGGAAGCGGGAAAAAAUCCUCUUCCGCCCCCCGCAGCGAAAAGGCCGAGCGUCUUCGCGAGCUCACGGAAAAACUCAAAGGACCAGCACCUGUCCCACCUCCUAGACGACCUUCUCGUACUCAAGCUUCCUCUCCGCCACCGGGAGGAUAUCAGCCAUCUUUUCAAUCUCAUCAACAGUCGGUUCAAGGUUGCGGUCGAUAUGAUAAUCGUGGGAUCUAUAGGAAUCAUGAAGCCGGUCUUCAGAAUCAACAACAAUAUCAUCAGCAACAGCAUCCAAGGGGUAUUGUUAGAAGCGAAAGCGUUGGCGAGGAACGUCUUACUGGUACAGACUCGAUGGUCACUGGUAACGAGAGCUGUCGAAAACAACAGUUCGCUCAUGACACUUCGAAAAAGUCCUCGAAGUCGGGCAAGGUGACGGAGAGGAAUAGUGGUGACGUUGGUGACGUUAAAAAUGACGCGAAUCUCGUCGUCGGUGUCCCCGUCGAGGACGCGCCGACAACAAAACAACAACAUUUGAGACAAUACAGUGAUUCAGUGGUAGAUAGUGCUACGAGCGUGGACGAUCUGUGCGAUACCUUGAACGUGUCUUCCACUGGUACUGGUGGCAACAACAACAACAACGAGGCCGAGGCCAGGGAUGCGGUCAGCAGGUUGGAGUCCCGAGGACCAUUGUUGACUCUUCAAAGAGCCGGUGCUCCACUCAGGAGUGCGUCCUUCGGUCAGGUGGAUUUCAAUCAAGCGAAUCGUCAAAAGACUCAGCCAGUGGCAACGAGUGCUCGUACGGAGAACAAAGAUGUCCGUGCCAGUACUCUGCCUCGUCGACGAGGAGAUGCGAUACCAGGUGUCUCGACGUCUCAAAACAGCCCGAAUCGGCAAAGUCCAAGGACGUCGACACCGAGCGUCGAUAGCGCCGUUGGUUCGGCCGAAGGACUCGGUGUACCUCACCAAAGCAAUCUCGAAGAGAUCCGACCUAGGAGCGAUGGUUCCGACAGUUUGGCAACAUCCAGUGCUCUUACCAGCCCGGAACCACCGGUACCGGAAGUUCACGAGCAACAGCCGAGGUUGGAACUUCAAACGGAUGCUUCACCGACCGAGGUGAUACCUUCCGAGCCGAUUUAUCAAGUCGUCGAUAGCACUCCGAUCGAUGAGAUCGUUCAGAAAGAGAACAGAAUAGAGCCGCACGAAGUAAUCGUAACUCCGCCGUUGGAGGAACCAAGACUCAGUCAAGCUAGCGAGGGCAGCGAGGCACCUAGCGAGACACCUUCGGAAGCGUCCUCUCCACCUGGUAAGACCAGACGUUAUCGUGGUGACACUAGCAAGAGAAGAAAGGGUGUGUACAUAACGCAAUGGCCAGAACCUUUGGACGCCGACAGAAACAAACUUACUGCUCAGAGCAGCGAGGAAAGAGAUGAGCCACCUGCUACACCAAGCGAUUUAUCCGAUUGCGAAGGACACGCACCGCGAAGGUACAGCAAGAGACCACUCCGUGGUCCUUACGGUCAAAUGCUUGAAGCUGAAAUGGCUAAGCCUCGUGCAACUGAUAUAUCUCUGGAAGAAGGUCUCAGACCUAGACGCAAAGUAUCCGCCAAUCUCUCGUACAAUACCGGCGCUAAUAGUAACUCCGAACCACCUACACCUUGUCAUCAUAGAACUACCUCUAGUCCAAGCAAAUUAGAGGGAUUACCUGGACCAAGUCCUGAGUUACUCGCUGAACUUUUGAGAGGAUCUUCCGAGAGAGUAGCUCGUGCACCUGCUCAUCGAAACGACACGAGAACUCACGUCGUCAUCGAGCUUUACGACACCGAAUGUUCGUAUGUCGAAUCUUUGCAAACACUAGUCAGUAAAUAUCUGGAGCCUUUGAAAAGUCCUGAGUAUGCAGGCUUAGUGGACGCUGCUAUGGUGGAUGAAAUAUUUUAUCAGAUCCCAGAGAUUCUUAACCACCAUGAAAUCUUUCUCGACGAAUUACAAAACCGUCUCGGCAGUUGGGAAGCAAGGCAGACCGUAGGAGAUGUUUUCUUGGACGUAUUUACGAAGCCAGUCGUUCUAGAGGAUUACACUCUUUUCUUGGACAAUUGGAAGUCCGCGAGAAUGGCGAUAAAAACAUGUCAAGGGAAACCAGCGUUCGCACGAUUUCUCGAGACGAUGGAACGCGAGCAUAAAGGCAAACUCGGUCUUGAUCAAUUGUUGAUUAAACCGGUGCAGAAGAUCCCGCGUUACGAGCUACUUAUUCAGAGACUUAUCAAGCACACUGAUCCAAGGCAUCCCGAUUACAAGUACCUACAGGCAGCACAAAAGGAAAUUCAUGAAUUGGUUGUGAAGAUCAAUUGCGCGGAACGCGAGUCUCUCGAAUGGGAACGUCAACAAAAUAUUUUGAGAGAGCUUCAAGCCCUCGUCGAAGGUCUUACUGGGAUCGUUACGAACGAUAGAAUGUUCGUCCGUCACGAUUUGGUUACCAUAGCCUCGAAUCAGGGCACGCGGAAGGAACGAGCUCUCUUUUUGUUCAACGACUUAUUGGUUAUUACAAAUAUCAAACGACGAAGUGGUGCGAUAAGGAAACCAUCUACGAGCGCUUCCCCGAACACCUUGAUCGGUCUUCUCGAGGCUAACAAGUACAAAAUGUUGAUGAGAAUACCAUUGGAUAAUCUCGAAGUGGUAAAAGCCAAGGACGAGGAUCUCAAACGGAUGGCACGCGAAGUUGAUCACCUACAGGAGGAUUGCGCCACGUUGAGCCAAAUCCAAGAACUAGCGGUUAAGAUACAUGGAAAUAAGACACAGCUCCAGGAUGUGAUCAAGGACAUGCUGUAUCAAACGCAACGGCAGCUAACCGAAAGGAACGCUGCUCAUUCUGAAUUGGCUUGUCUGGAAUUGGCUUUGUCUGGAAUAGCACAGUCGGACAUCGAGAAUAUCAACAUCGUCUUUACUAAGCCUGACAACAGAGCGAGCUGGGAGGAGAGUUUCAAUGAAGCCAAACAAAAAUUGACGCUGCUUGCCGAUCGAAGACUGCGCCCGGAGUUCGCCGGUCCUUUACCCGUUAGAAAGACACGAGCUGGGCUUCAAUUCACUUGCGCUACACCUACGUUAUCGGCAGGGGAAGAAUAUCAAGAUGUAUGGGUGUGCAACAGCGACGGAUACGUUGGGCAGGUUUGCGUGUUGAGUUUGAGUCUGGAACAACCUCAAGUUACAUCUUGUAACGGAGUUUGCAAUGCCAGAAUCCUUUGUGUUGCUGCGAUACCCGUUUGUACUUCUUGUACGAACUCUUCAUCAUCCAUCAGUAAUACAUUUGUGAACAGUAAAAGCGGCAUCAGUAUUUCCGUGCAAGAUGUUGACUCUGGUAGUGAUAAUAUUCAGUUAGACAGCAGCUCGAGCUCGGACGAAUCGAAUUCAGACAAAGUUCCAAAUGCGGAUACUUGUAAGGUAAUCACAGGUGGAGAUGUUUCUAAUAGCGACAACGCUAUUGUCUUCGAGGAGGAGUCCAAUCAGCCUACCAUGUGGUUGGGGACAGAAGAUGGAUGUAUUCACGUUUAUAAUUGUAGCGACAAUAUUAGGAUAAAAAAAAAUAGAGUAAAGAUUCAACAUGGUAGCAGUGUAUAUUGUAUCAUAUAUUUUGACAAUAAAGUCUUUGUGUCACUUGCCGAUGGCGAUAUAGCUAUAUAUACACGAGAUCACACAGGAGGUUGGAACACUUCAGAUCCAACGAUAGUGUCCGUAAGUACUGCAUCAUCUCCAAUAACGAAGAUGCUUCCGGUGUCUGGCAAAUUGUGGUGCGGUUGUCAUAACUCCGUGAAAGUUUUUAAUACACAUAGCUUGAACAUCGAACACAACUUCGUGGUCAGCAAUGAUGCAAGUCGGGCGGUCACUUGUAUGGUAAAUUCUGGUAGUUUCGGUGUCUGGAUUUCUUUGCAUAACAGUGCCGUACUUCGUCUCUUCCAUGCUGGUAAUUACGAAUGCUUGACGGAUAUAAAUGUUGCACCGGCGGUUACCAAAAUGCUUGCUACAGGUUGCGAUGACAUAAUAAGACAACAUAAAGCAGCCUGCCUCAGGGUAACCUCUUUAUUGGCUUGCAAUGAGUUAUUAUGGAUCGGUACGAGCGCUGGUGUUCUUUUAACCGUGCCGAUACCACACAUCAAGCCAUCCACGCAAAGAAUAUCUCAACCUCCCAUCAUAACUGGAAUACCUCACGGACAUACGGGACACGUGAGGUUUCUAACAUGCGUGGAAACCGGUACACCAUCGAAACCAGAACCACGAACAAAAGUGAAUCGGCACUCUUUGAAAUCGAAGAAAGUGCAUCAGAAUAACAUUAAUCGUGGUAAACUCUUGGUGAUAUCUGGUGGCGAUGGUUACGAAGAUUUCAGGGGACCUCAAGCAUCCGCGGAAUUACAAGCAGGACGUGAAGAUUCGACGAAUCAUCUUCUUUUGUGGAAGAUGUGAUGUUUUUGUGCACGGCCCAAGGUAUCGAUCUUCUUUUCUUAAAUUACAGAGAAAAGAUAUCGAAGAUCGUAUUAGUUCGUCCGGUAAAAUGUGUCUUGGUCAAAAAAAUUUUUAGCAGAGGGUCGCGGUUCACAAUAGUCGGUACGACAUGUCGCGGGAAUCGUUCUUGUCGAAUGUGCAGCCAACCUGUGAACACUGUAACACUGUGCCGAUCUCGGAUAACACGGAAGGAUCGACACGACGAUUUUUCAGGGAUCGAGGAAGAGUCCUUUGGUUACUCCUAGCGGAGUGCAUCAGAACCAGGAUAAAAGUUCCGUCAUCGACAGAACGAAGUCAAAUUUGUUUUACAGGAUGGUAAAAAUCUUGCUUAAGGAUUUUUGGUCGAGAGAAUAGUAGCUUUUUCGAGUUUCGUCCUCGAUCGAAACGAGAUUUUCUUCUUCCUUUUCCUCUUCUUUUUCUUUUUCUUCUUCUUUUCUUCUCUCUCUCUCUCUCUCUCUCUCUCUCUCUCUCUCUCUCUCUUUCUCUCUCUCUCUCUCUCCCCCCCUCUCUCUUUCUUCUUUAGUUGGAUUCGUUCGAGGAAAAAACUCUCACCGUUGCCGUUGAAUUUGUCCAGCAAAUUACAUUGAAGGCACUUAUGAUGAAAAAUUAUCCGUCGUUGUCGUUGGUGUUGGUUGAACUUUGUCUAAAAAAUUAUAAAAUCUCCAAGGACUGUGCUAGUUUAUUAUUCGAGCAUAGAUCUUGUAUUAUCGUCGGACCUAGAAUUAGUAGGACAGUGGAAAAUAAAAAUUUCUUAAUGUGUCAAUAUCUUGUUAUAAUAGAAACGAUAAUCAUUAAUGUGCAGUACCUGAAAGGGCUUCGAAAACGAGCUUAUAACGUUUUAAAUGGCCUAAAUUAAACAAUGAGAUUAAAAGGUUCAUCACUUCUAACGAAUGUUAAAAUAUUGACAAGAUUUUAUCGUUGUUCUUUGAUAAUACAAAAAAAAUCCAAAUGUACCUCGUUAUUCAUUUUGAAUGUUUAAAUGAUGUAAAUUAAUGUGUCCGUGUCCGUAAUGAUGAAAUUAAUGUGUCCGUGUAGUCCGUGAAAAGAUUCUAUGUAAAAAUAAUAGUUUUCAAUUGAAGAUAUAUCACGUCUUAUGUGUGUGUAUAUGUGUAUGGUGUGCGGGCGUGUAUGAGGUGUAUGAAUGCGUGUAUGUAUGUGCGUUUAUGGGUAUACACGGGAAUGUAGACAAUGAAAAUGAUACAAUUAUCCAUAUCAAAACAAGAGUGCAAAUUAAUGAAACGAAGUCGUCCUUAAAUUAUGAUUAACUUAUCUUGUGGUUCCUAUGCUUACAUGCGUAUUAUAAAUUAACGCGAAGUACGUUUCGACAAUAAUUUAUUAUCAAGAAAUUUCAAAAAAUUGCUUCACACUUGAUCAAUGAAAAUAAUUCGUAACAUCGAAACGCUAUAUGGUAUGAAUGUUAAGGGAUGAGAAGCAUAUAAAAAACUAUUUUCUCUAUUAUGAAAUAUAUAUAGUUAAAAUAUAGAAAAUAUAUAGAAAAAUAUAUAGUUGUUCGAUAUAAUAUGGAUGUGUAAAUAUAAAUAAAUAUGUGUUCAAGUGUGAAGAAAAGUAAAAAAAAAAAGAAAAAGGUAAUUGUAAUUUUGCUAAUUUAAGACUGAAUGAAAACUACAGAUGACGAUAUAUACAAAGUUAUAUCUAUUAUUCUUCGAUCGUAUAUUUGUGCCACUUUAUUGUGUGAACGAAUGAAACAUUAAUCGAAUAUCUUUAAUCAAAUUUACUGCACGUGCACAUUCUCGAAUAAUAUUUUCUUUUAGAUUGAACGACACAAAUAAUAUUUAUGUAAAACAAAAUAUAUGUACGAUGUUAUUUCAAAUUUAUCUAUAUAAUACAUGUUGUAAUUACAACAAAACAAAAAAGAAAAAAAAAGAACAUCUAUAUAAUACAUGUAAUUACAACAAAACAAAAAAGAAAAAAAAAAAAGAAAAAAAAAAAGAACCUAUAUAAUACAUGUAAUUAGAAAAAAAAAGAACAUCUAUAUAAUACAUGUAAUUACAAAAAAAAACAAAAAAGAAAAAAAAAGAAUAAGAAAAAAAAAGAACAUCCAUAUAAUACAUGUAAUUACAAAAAAAACAAAAAAGAAAAAAAAAGAAUAAGAAAAAAAAAGAACAUCUAUAUAAUACAUGUAAUUACAAAAAAAAACAAAAAAGAAAAAAAAAGAACAUCUAUAUAAUACAUGUAAUUACAAAAAAAACAAAAAAGAAAAAAAAAGAAUAAGAAAAAAAAAGAACAUCUAUAUAAUACAUGUAAUUACAAAAAAAAACAAAAAAGAAAAAAAAAGAACAUCUAUAUAAUACAUGUAAUUACAAAAAAAACAAAAAAGAAAAAAAAAGAACAUCUAUAUAAUACAUGUAAUUACAAAAAAACAAAAAAGAAAAAAAAAAGAUCUAUAGAAUACAUGUAAUUACAAAAAAAAAACCUAUAUAAUACAUGUAAUUAAAAAAAAAAAGAACCUAUAUAAUACAUGUAAUUACAAAAAAAAAGAAAAAGAACACGCGAUCAUGCGUCAAAUAUUUUUAGAUGUAACAUAAAUGAAUCCAUAUCAAAAGCAGACUUUAAAUAAUAUACGUAUAGACAAAAGAUAAGAGCUUGAGCUUUUCGUGGAAAUAAUCUAUUUUUUGAAAAAGAAAAUUAAAACAUAAGUGUAAAAAAAAAAAAA
Messenger RNA from Vespula vulgaris, 10732 nucleotides. Its product is annotated as rho guanine nucleotide exchange factor 17-like. Bases 2509 to 8019 code for a protein of 1836 amino acids. Gene Ontology annotation, biological process: actin cytoskeleton organization. The record is from RefSeq and is a predicted model, not a curated record. Gene Ontology annotation, molecular function: protein binding; guanyl-nucleotide exchange factor activity. NCBI's taxonomy places the organism in Eukaryota, Metazoa, Arthropoda, Insecta, Hymenoptera, Vespidae. The transcript is spliced from 25 exons.